AAAUUUUAUAGCCUCACUACGACUGUUCUGGAUAACAUCACUUCUACAACUAGAAAGGUGGCAUACCCAGUAGACAUAUCGGCAGAGGAGGCCAGGGUAGUGGAUCACUAUUUACCCCCAAAGUUCAUUCUCGGGAGAAGUGGGACAGGAAAAACUACCUGCUUGGUUUAUAAGCUAGUAGGGAGAUAUUUAUUAUCUAGAUCGGAGAGGGAAGAGCCAUUGAGACAAGUAUGUGUUUGCAUGAAGUCUAGGAUUGGAUCAUGCCCCGAUGGUGUCACGUCGGCUAAGCUAACAAUAUAGGUCUUGUUAACAAAGUCAAAGAGAUUGGUGGAGAAGUUGAGAGCCAACACUCGCGGACUGCUUGAGGCGAAAUUGGGCGAAAAGGAAAGGCCAACUGCGGGUAAUUUUGCCAAAGACGAUUUUGAUGACAACACAAGAAAGCAGUUCUUGUCACUCACCAAUGCGGAUUUCCCACUUGUAUGCACCUUUGAUUACUUGUUAAGACUUAUUGAGAAUAGUAUUAGGUUUGUUGCCCCACUUCGGAAAAGCCGUUACUGUCUGGCGACCUACUGAGCCACCCUUAGAGAACAGGAAAACCGGAAACGAUACAUGAAGAUAAACAACUCUAAAUGCACCGACGUUGUUGACUUUAGGAGGUUUAAGAUCGAGUACUGGAGACGCCUGAACCAUGGAGCCAAGAGCGCUAUUCCAGUCGAUUCAGUAUUUCUUGAAAUCAUGGGAGUCAUCAAGGGAUCAGCUUCGCCAGCCACAAACUUCGAGCCUUUAUCUUGGGAAGCAUACUCAGGGGGUCGCCCGAAAACAACUCUCAGUAUUAUCCCAGAGAGAGAGAUAGGGUAUAUUUAUAAGUUGUACGAAUCGUAUGAACAGGUUAAGAAGAAACGUUGCGACAUUGAUCAGGUAGAUAGGGUUCUCAGGGUUGCGAAGACUUUGGAGGCAUUCAAAUCCUCGGGGGUAUCAGAAGACGUUGUGUUCGAAAAGAAGAUUCGGAGCAUGCUAGACGAAGUAUAUGUGGAUGGUGAGUAAUAUCUACCGCAAAAAUGCUAGCUUUGGGGGGGGGACAUUAAAAAGAAUACAGAAAUCCAGGAUCAGCGAACGUCAGAUAUAAGAAUGCUUUUGACCCUGGUGGGCCAUCCUUGGGGCGUUCAUUUUGGUAUGGUUCUCUCUACUUUUUCCUUUUUAUCUUGACUCUGAGUUCUCACCCGUGAGCAGCAGGAGAUACUGCCCAGUGUAUAUCUAAAGACGCUCUUUUCCGGUUUCCAAAUGCGAAAGCCCUGUUUUAUGAACGCUUCAUGGAUAGGGCAUGGAAGAAGGAAGAGAUAAAGCCGGAACUGUUCCCAUUAUCGCACAACUUUAGAUCGCAUAAACAGAUUUUGAGAGUGGCCUCCUUAGUGAUGGACCUCUUGUAUAGAGGUACGCUGCUUUCCGACAUAUCCCAUUGCCUUGCGUCAUGCUUAUGAAGCGGCUUAGGCUUUCCGAGCUUGGUAGAUAAACUACCUCCUGAAGUUGGGGAUAUUUCCGGUCCUAAACCUAUACUUUAUGGUAACCCCCUCCAUACACUUACCGGUAGUUACCCUAUGUAUUAAUUUUUAAAGUUGGAGACAAUAUUACGGAUAUACUGAGGUUCGAAGAGAAAGCGGAAAACCCCCGGAACUCGGAUUCCCAGAACGGCAGGUCCACUGAAUAUGGAGAAGUGCGUGUUAUUUUGGUUCGAGAUGAAGAAACACGGGACAAGCUUCGAACCGAGCUCGGAAGGUCUUCAUUAGUAUUAACUAUUCUCCAGAGUAAGGGCAUGGAGUUCGAGGAUGUUUUACUCUACGACUUCCUUAGUACUAGCGUGUACAGCCAUAAACUAGGAAUCUUAGAAGAUAUUCAUAGGCCUGAAUAUCAAGAUGACGUGGGUAACUAAUGACUUAUAUCGUGGGAGAGAUGCUAACCAUGUCACAGAUCCUCUUCUCAGAAUUGAAGGUAGUUUAGCUCCUUAUUUUAGAUUCAACGCACCCGCUAAUUCUACGGGGGCGAAAAGCACUUAUAUGUUGGAGUGACGAGAGCUCGAAACCGACUAUUGAUAUUAGAAAGCAACAGACGUGUCUUACAGCCAAUUCAACGCCUAUUUAAUCCAACAGAAGACCAGUCACUGCUAAAGAUUUUAACGGAACAAGAUAAUGGGGUAUGUCCUGAACCCCACUGGGUUAUCAACUCUGACAUCCCUAGGUUUCGCAACUGCAUAAGCUGUUGUCUAAAGGAACGACGAUCAGUGGUUCCCUAUGGAGGGAAAUGGGGCAUCAAAUGAUUGACGACCACCAAUAUUCUGAAGUUCGUUGGUAACUUAUGUUAUGUUUUCAAAAAAAAGAAGGCUGAUUAGCUCUCCUCUAGGCUCUCCACUACUUUGAGAAUGCUGAGGAUCCAAAUGGCAUUACACUGACCAAUGCAUAUAUUGCAGAAGAAAAGGGACUCACCGACAGAGAUUGCGGGUUAUCCGAAGUGGCAAAUCUGCAUUUCGUAAAGGCAUCAGAGCUCUUCCUACAAGUCGGUAACAUCGCGAAGGCAGUUCAGUGUAGAAAGGCAGGGAGGGACCCAACGGGUGCAGUUCGUGAGUAAAUCCCAAGGAAUGAUUUAAAUUUGGAAUGCUUAAACGAUACAGAGAUUCUCGCCGAUAAUGGAGCAUAUGAAGAUGCUGCCUGGCUUGGAGCAGAAGUUGGCCUGUUUUCACAAACAAGCGAGAUAUACACUAAACUCCACAAACAUGAAAGAGCGCUCGCAGGAUACGCUCGUGGGAAACAAUCCAAAUGGAUGUUCAACUAUCUUAAAAAGUUUAUACCAGAUCUCCUUUCUUGUUUAAACCCCGGAGCUCAAAGAGGCCUUGGAAUUAUCUGACCGCUGAGAACAGGUUUAAGUCAGAGAUUGAGCCUUGCUGCUGGAAACAGUAUAUACGCCUCUAUUACUUAAGGCAAGUUAGAGAGAGCAAUACGUCUCUCGACGAGUUCGGAAGACGAGCUCUUAUUCCUACUGGAUCUCCAGAGGAGCAAGAAAUUGCAUUCUCCAGACUUCAUCUGAUGAACAAACUUUUCGACUCGCUCAGCAUUAACAGGAGAUACGUGGAGGCUGACGAUGUUGGAAUCAGUUCUGCGCUCAUGGAGAAAUCGUUUCAGUUGCUUAGUGACCAAAUCUUGUUGAAAAAUCCAAAUUGGGGACAGGGGGAACAGUUGAAAAUGAUGUGCAAGUUUCUGCAAGCGCAGAAUAUAGAAACCAAUCCUUGGCCAAGUACCGGAGGCGUGCGGGUCCAUAAAGUGCUACGGGCAGCAAGCAAGAGAGAGAGCCGACAGAUCAACUCUUUUAUCGAAAGCUGGGAAGUUAUUAAUCAAGCGGUCCAUAGCGUUGACCGGUAUAAGACGAGUGUAGAGACAAGAAUACUUUGUGAAGAGGGGGUUACUGGCUAUGUGGAUAUUCUGGUUUGUUCCUUUGAGAUGUUUAUGCGGUUCUCGCCCCUAACUCACCUAUAGGUAACCAGGAGCGCAUAUCCGAACAACGAAUUCCGGCUUCCUUUUGAUCAUAUCGAGCGCGUGCUCGAAGAUUUGAGUAAAAUCUCUUCACAUGGGACAAUACCAUCUUCAGCUCAACUCUACUGUGGGAUCUACAAGAUGCCUCGCCAACCGGGAAAGUACAUCGCCCUAGACUGGUCUCCGCCCAGCGACGGAUCUAAGCCACAACUCCUAUUUAGGCCGGUGGAUUUUGG
Tuber aestivum (summer truffle) is the source of this 3754-nucleotide messenger RNA. The record is from the annotation of a GenBank genome assembly. Lineage: Eukaryota; Fungi; Ascomycota; Pezizomycetes; Pezizales; Tuberaceae.